GCCGGCGCGGGCGGGUAAUCCCGAGCGGGCUGUGGGGCCACCACCCCCUACCCGACCCAGCCCAAGCUUGUCCGGCGAGGCCAGCCCGGCAUGCCCCCUCGGCGCCCAGUCCUAUCGGGGCCAAUCUCUGCCGAGAGACCGCACCUGGACGCCGGGUGUUCAUAAGAAUGGAAGCCGUGUUUCUUUGCCAGAUUCCUUAUUGCUCUAUCUCAUGAACCUACAUAAUCCUGAGGAAGAGCCUAUAUGUAAGGAUGACAAACCUGUCACCAGUGUAACAACAGCAGAGUGAGAGCAAAAGCGAAUAAAAAUAAACAAGUGUUUAAAUUUAUAGUCAACAAGGAAGUCAUUUCAGUCCACAACUUCGGCUGCGUUGUUUUUCCAAGAUGAAUCGAUACACGACCAUGAGGCAGCUGGGGGACGGCACCUAUGGGAGUGUGCUCAUGGGCAAGAGUAACGAGUCUGGGGAGCUGGUGGCCAUCAAAAGGAUGAAGAGAAAGUUCUAUUCUUGGGAUGAAUGUAUGAACUUGAGAGAAGUAAAGUCUCUGAAGAAACUUAAUCAUGCCAAUGUGAUUAAACUGAAAGAAGUUAUCAGAGAAAAUGACCAUCUUUAUUUUAUAUUUGAAUAUAUGAAGGAAAACCUCUAUCAAUUAAUGAAAGACAGAAACAAAUUGUUCCCUGAGUCAGUCAUCAGAAAUAUCAUGUAUCAGAUAUUGCAAGGGCUGGCGUUUAUCCACAAACAUGGGUUUUUUCAUAGGGACAUGAAACCAGAAAAUUUGCUUUGUAUGGGCCCAGAACUUGUGAAAAUUGCUGAUUUUGGACUUGCAAGAGAAUUAAGGUCACAGCCACCAUAUACUGAUUAUGUGUCUACCAGAUGGUAUCGAGCUCCUGAAGUUUUACUAAGAUCUUCGGUAUACAGUUCUCCCAUUGACGUGUGGGCGGUGGGAAGCAUCAUGGCUGAACUCUAUACCCUAAGACCACUGUUCCCAGGGACAAGUGAAGUUGAUGAAAUCUUCAAAAUCUGCCAAGUGUUAGGGACUCCCAAGAAAAGUGACUGGCCAGAAGGAUACCAGCUUGCAUCCUCUAUGAAUUUCCGCUUUCCUCAGUGUGUUCCUAUAAACUUAAAAACUCUUAUUCCCAAUGCCAGUAAUGAAGCCAUUCAGCUAAUGACUGAAAUGUUGAACUGGGAUCCGAAGAAACGACCAACAGCAAGCCAGGCAUUGAAACAUCCAUAUUUUCAAGUUGGACAGGUGUUAGGCCCUUCCUCACAUCAUCCGGAAUUGAAACAGACUUUAAAUAAGCAGCCGCAGCCACUAGAAUCCAAGCCAUCUCUAGUUGACCUAGACCCCAAGCUUCUGCCAGACAUAACCGACCAGACUGUCGGACAGCCCCAGCCAAAGCACAACCACCUACCACUGCAGUCCAUUCAGCCGCCACAAGACGUGAACCUCCAGCAACCUCCAAAGCAAGAGAGUCAACCGAGACCGCCGCAAACGCUGUUUCCAAGUAUCGUCAAAAGCCUCCCAGCUAAGCCAAAUGGUACACUGGCUCAUAAAAGCGCUAGAAGGCGUUGGGGUCAGACUAUCCUCAAGGCUGGAGACAGCUGGGAAGAGUUUGAGGACUGUGAUUUUGGAGCCUCCCAUUCCAAGAAGCCAAGUAUGGGUGCUUUCAAAGAAAAGAGGAAAAAAGAUUCUCCACUUCGGUUCCCAGAGGCGGUACCCGCAGGCUCCAACCUCCUGACAGAGGAAAACAAGAGCUUACCUGCCACUGUUGCCCUAAAAUCUGAUUCUGAAUUGUCAGCUGCGUCAGUGGCUAAACAGUACUACUUGAAACAAUCCAGAUACCUUCCAGGUGUGAAUCCCAAGAAUGUGUCCUUCGUAGCUAGUGGAAAGAAUAUAAACCCAUAUGCUUGGAAUAAUCAGCUAUUUCCUAAGUCUUUGGGACCCAUUGGGGCCGAAUAUGCUUUCAAAAGGAGUAAUGCAGAAGAAAGCAUAAUUAAGCCAAUUGAAAAACUAUCAUGCAAUGAAAGUUUUCCUGAAAAAUUAGAGGAGCCACAAGGAAAUCUUGGAAGUUACUCCACUUACAAUCAAUCAGGAUCUGUUCCUUCCUUUCUCAAAAAAGAAGUGGGGUCAACUGGCCAGAGGAUCCACUUAGCACCUCUCGGUGCGACAGCCUCAGAAUAUACCUGGAACACGAAACCUGGCCGGGGGCCAUUUUCAGGACCUACCUACAAUCCUACAGCAAAAACCCUAAAUAUCUUGAAUCGUGCACAGCCAGUACCCUCAGUGCACGGGAGGACAGAUUGGGUGGCCAAGUACGGAGGCCAUCGGUAGGCCCUCUGGUGGGAACCGGCAGCACUGCUCCACAGAGUUAUGUACAAGUCCCCGACCCUGGGAAAUGUCUACAGAUGUCUAUUUCUACUGCGUUCUGGAAGAAAUAUGCAAUAAUGGGUACUUCAAAGAGCAAGAAUCAUCUCCUAUUUUCUUUCCUAGAAACGAAAUGCAUUUUCUUAGCAUCGUUGCCCACAAUACCGAUAUGUGGGUAGGACUUUACAAAGUAUUGAAUAAACUAUUUGCCAAAGUAUCAAGUAUUUGAUCUACAAAUUAAUAGACAGUAAGUACAAUACGAAGCUUUUAUAAAAAAGAUGCCUGCAGAAAAUACGUGUUUUGAGUGUUGGUUUUCCUUUGUUGUUUUGGCCUAAACAAUUUGACAUUUCAGCACUUUGCAAAUUCAGCUGAGGUUUUUUAUUUUGUUUUCUCCUAGCAGUGAGGCCGACUGCUGUGAGCUGUCAUUUUGGGUCUUACUUGGCUCUUGCUCUGCUCUCCCACUUCGGCAAUGGCAGAAGGACUGUAAUUAUCUUUUCUUUUUUUUUUUUUUUCUACUUCGACACUAUGAGCUCAACAGCAAUUCCAAUCUUGAGCAGUAUGUCUUCCUUAGAAGUAAAUUUACAUUUAACAUAGAAAAUGUCAAAACUAUGCCACCAGAUUGUAAUGGACAAAAAGUCCAUGGUUCAAACUUGACCAACACAAGGGCUGCGAGUUCGUGGCGUGUCGGACCCAGUGGCUUAAUGACUUCACAUUGAACACGUCGAAGUUCUCUCGUCAUCAAGAGAGUUUUUGAAACUGUUUGAUGCUUGUUCAUCUGACUUGCAGAAUACUUUGUUUCCAUGUUCCUAACACAGGCAAAGAUGAAGUGUGCCAGCUGGUCCCCAAAGCCAGCUUUUGUGGCUGCAAGCCACUGACUCAGCUUUGACCUUCACAUUCACUGGACAGAGCAGAUGCAUUCAGUUGCCAUAGCAGUGGUGUCACUUAGUACGACCUUUUCCCUUAGUUUUAUUCUCAAACUGGUAUUUAAUACAGACUUUUUGAACUUAGGGGGGCUACUCUAUUUAAACCUGCCACUUACGGAGUGGACAUUAGUACUGUAUCCUUUCUAAAAAUAAUGUUAUCAGCUGCUGAUAUUUUUAUGUAUUUUAUGGCUUUGUAACAAAUGUUAAUGUAACUGGUAUAAUCUUGUGGGCAUUAUUCAAAGGCUUAUUAUAAAAUAAUGAUAUUUUUGUAUAGAAGAUUCAGAUGUUCAGGUUUCACAUGCUGAAAAUCUAAAGGGCAACAUACUGUUGGUAAAGGUUAUGUGUAUUUGUACAAUUUUAAUGUCCCAAUGCUAAUAAAAAUUGUGUUUCUAAGAAACUUAAACUCUGAAUAGAUAUUUCAAAUAAAUAUGGUUAACUAGAGUUUUUCUUUUUUUUUUACAUUUUUAAACUUAUACCCUGAGACCUAAAUGUUGUUUUUAUUAGUAACCUUUUGGGGGGCAGUUUUAUUUAUAGAAAUAUUUAUCAGAGAGUAUAAGGGAGUGCCCAUGUAUCCCCUCCUCCUCCUCCUGUCUCCAAUAUGCCCUAGGAACACCUGUGUCACUGUGGUACAUUACAGCUGAUGGGCCAGUAUUUAUACAAUAAUUGAAAUCCAUAUUUACAUUAGAGUUUGCUCUUUGUGUUGUAUGUUCUUAAGUCUUGACAAAAUGUAUAAUGAUAUGUAUCCACCAUUACAGCAUCAUGCAGAAUAGCUUACUGCCCUAAAAACUCCCAUGUUCUACCCAUUCACUCCCAUGUUCUACCCAACUCCCCCCAAAUUCCUAGCAAUUACUGAUCUAUUUAUUGUCUCUAGUAAUCAUUCCAUUUCCAGAAUGUCAUACCACUGGAAUCAUAUAUUAUGUUACCUUUUUCAGAUCAGCUUCUUUCACUUGGCAAUAUGCAUAUAAAUUUGCUCUGUGGUUUUUCUUAGCUUGCAGGCUUAUUUCUGCUUAUCACUGAAUAAUAUUUCAUUGAACAAAUGUACCAUAGUUUAUCUAUUCACCUACUGGAGGAUAUCUUGGUUGCUUCCAAAUUUGGGCAAUUUUGAAUAAAGCUGCUGUAAAUACUUAAGUGUAUAUUUUUGUGUGGCCAUCCUUUUUCAGCUCAUUGGGAGAAAUACCACAGAGCAUGAGAGAGUAUGUUUAGUUUUGUAAUAAACUGUUAAACUGUCUUCCAAUGUCAAUGACUGUGACAUUCUGCAUUUCCACUAGCCAUGAGUGAGUGUUCCUGUUGUUCCACAUCCUUGACAGCAUUUGGUGGUGUUGGUAUUCUAGAUUUUGGUAAUUCUAAUAGGUAUACAGUGGUGUUCCAUUGUUAUCUUAAUUU
Molecule: messenger RNA, 4669 nt
Organism: Sciurus carolinensis (gray squirrel)
Lineage: Eukaryota; Metazoa; Chordata; Mammalia; Rodentia; Sciuridae
Gene: Mak
Product: male germ cell associated kinase
Exons: 15
Coding region: 384-2330 (648 amino acids)
Biological process (GO): intracellular signal transduction; cilium assembly; intraciliary transport
Cellular component (GO): cilium; cytoplasm; nucleus
Molecular function (GO): protein serine/threonine kinase activity; ATP binding
Source: RefSeq, a predicted model, not a curated record